AUGCACGAUUUCUGCUUCACGAUCCCGUACGGGCUGAUUCUGGUGGCAGGGGGAGUGAUGGGGUAUCUGAAGAAAGGGAGCUUGUCGUCGUUGGGCGGCGGUGCGGGGACUGGUUUUCUACUUAUCUUAGCUGGGUAUUUGAGUUUGAAAGCUUUCGAGAAGAGAAAGAACAAUUACUUCGCUUUAGCCAUGGAAACAGUAUGUGCUGCUGCUCUGACAUUUAUCAUGGGGCAACGUUACUUGCAAACCUCAAAGAUCAUGCCUGCUGGUCUCCUUGCUGGUAUCAGUUGUCUCAUGACUGCAUUUUAUCUAUACAAAGUUGCAACAGGUGGCAACCACAUUCCGAGCAAGGCCGAGUAA
Molecule: messenger RNA, 360 nt
Organism: Linum trigynum
Lineage: Eukaryota; Viridiplantae; Streptophyta; Magnoliopsida; Malpighiales; Linaceae
Source: the annotation of a GenBank genome assembly